CCCUGAGCCCUACUCCUCCAGCAGCUGCCUCCCUGUUAUCAGCUGGUGCUGGGUGGGGAUGAGGCAGGAGAAAUCGAUUUUUCUCUUCCCGCCCCCCUCAUCUUAUCUCGGCUUUGUUGAACCCACGGGAGAUGAAAGUCCAGGCGGGUGCCUUUAGUUGGGAGCAGCAGCCAGGGUGCUUCCGGAGCCCCGGCCCCGCACCAUGGACAUUCUGGAGACGGACACCCGCUACCGCCGGAACAUUGCGGCUGAUGCCGCGAGCCGCUGCCUCAAGCUGCUGCCGUUCCUGGCCUCCUGCGGCCUGUACUUCGUCCUGUGGCUGCCUGAGCCCAGCUGGGUCAGCGCUGGCGUCAAGAGCCUCCCGCUCCUGAGCCUGGUCUUCUUCCUGACAGCCCAGGCCUGGGGCGAUGGCGCCUGCACCCCCUCGGCCUGCCGGGUCUGCUGGGGGCUGAUGUUCUCCAGCGUGGGAGACGCCUGCCUCGUCUGGCCGCAGCUAUUCCUCCUAGGCAUGGUGGCCUUUGCUCUGGCUCACGUCUGCUACAUCUGGGCCCUGGGCCUGCAUCCCGCCCGCCCCUGGCUCCUGCUGCCACUGGCGCUGGCCUGGGCGGGGGCCUACACGACGCUCUGGCCCUGCCUGCGGGGCCCCUAUGUGCCGGCCGUGGGGGUCUAUGGGGCGCUGCUGGCGGCCGUAGGCUGGCGGGCCCUGGCCCGGCCUCCCCCCCACCUGGCCGUGGCCACCGGUUCCCUGCUCUUCAUGGCCUCUGACCUGGUCCUGGCCAGGGACCACUUUUGCGCCCCGGUGCCCCAGGCCCGGCUCAUCGUCAUGGGCACCUACUACGCGGCCCAGGGGCUGAUCGCAGCCUGGGCCCCCCGGGCCCCCCACGCCAGCCCCCGCUGGAAGGAGAGCUGAGCCGGGAGCCCCCAACCUCUGACCCCGUCCGUGCCAACCUGAUGGUGACCCUGGCGACCUCUGACCCCAUCCGCGCCAAUCUGCUGGUGACCCCGGCGACCUCUGACCCGUCUGCACCAACCUGCUGGUGACCCCGGCGACCUCUGACCCCAUCUGCAUCAACCUGCUGGUGACCUCUGACCCUGGGAAUGAGAACCAACUGCCCUGGGAGUUGAUACCUUGACCUACGCCCCCAUGGCCUAGGAGCACCAACCUGCCCAACCAAUAAGCUGGAAGUAAUUGUCUUGACCUUUGACCCUGCUCAUUUGCCAGCAGGCCCAAUUAUAGCUGAUUUGAUGA
Dermochelys coriacea (leatherback sea turtle) is the source of this 1249-nucleotide messenger RNA. It is a transcript of the gene TMEM86B, whose product is annotated as transmembrane protein 86B. The transcript is spliced from 3 exons. Bases 203 to 910 code for a protein of 235 amino acids. NCBI's taxonomy places the organism in Eukaryota, Metazoa, Chordata, Testudines, Dermochelyidae. The record is from RefSeq and is a predicted model, not a curated record. Gene Ontology annotation, cellular component: membrane.